AUGCCUUCAGAAAACGCCCAGAGCGUCAAGAUUCUUGACGAGCUGAUGCAAAAGCUCACCAUCUCCAAGGAUGCGGCUGCUACCAAGGAGGCCUCCGGUGCGCUGGCUUCCUUCAUCAACGGCCACAUCGAGGACCAGGAGGCACCAACCAGAACGGUCGAGGCGCUGAAGAAGCAGCUUAGCAACAAGAAGGAUGCCGCUGUUCGUGAGAAGGCUGCCAACGCCAUCCAGGCUAUUGCCCAGCACUCCGAGAUAUCUCCCAAUGUUGAGCCCUACUUGGUUGUCAUGCUGCCUCUGGUAUUGUCCGCUAUCGGUGACAAGAUCACUGGUGUCAAGAACGCCGCCAUCGCUGCUUCCCUCGCCAUCGUCGAGGCCAUCAACCCAAACGCUGUCAAGGCUGUCCUGCCACCCAUCGUCAACUCUAUCCUGACUGCUCAGAAGUGGCCCGAGAAGAUGGCCGCUCUCGACUGCAUAGAGACCCUUGUUCGCAUCGCCCCUGCCCAGCUGGCCUACCGUGUUCCCGAGCUCAUCCCUGUCAUCUCCGAGUCCAUGUGGGACACCAAGAAGGAGGUCAAGGAUCGUGCCUACAAGGUUAUGGAGAAGAUCUGCGAAUUGAUCGUCAACCGCGAUAUCGAGCGCUUCAUUCCCGAGCUCAUCAAGUGUAUCGCCAAGCCCGAGAACGUCCCCGAGACUGUCCACUUGCUGGGUGCCACCACCUUCGUCACCGAGGUCCAGGAGCCUACCCUCGCCCUGAUGGUUCCUUUGCUCGAUCGUGGCCUCGGCGAGCGCGAGACCGCCAUCAAGCGAAAGGCUGCCGUCAUUGUUGACAACAUGUGCAAGCUUGUCGACGACCCCACCAUCGUUGCGCCUUUCCUGCCCAAGAUGAUGCCAGCUCUCAAGAAGAACUACGAAAACCUGGCUGAUCCCGAGGCUCGUGAGAAGACCAAGCAGGCAAUCGACACUCUCACCCGCGUUGGUGAUGUCAAGGACGGCAAGAUUCCCGAGGUUCGCCACGACGGUGACAUUGCUACCGUCCUUGCCCACCUCAAGGCAAGCAUACCCAGCAAGCACUCCAAGACCGCUGAGAAGCUUGGCCCCGUUCUUGAGUACGUCUCUGCCCUUGGAGGUCAGCUUGUCGAUGAGAAGGAAAUCGAGGCCAUCUCUUGGGCCACCACCGUCAAGCCCUUCAUUACCGUCCUUGUUGGUGAGACUGACGCCGAGAGCGUCGUCGACGACCUUCGAAAGCGCGCUUCGCCUGGUAUUGAGGAAGGCGCCGCCGAAGAGGUCGAUGAUGACGAGGGCGAGGACCUAUGCAACUGCACCUUCUCGCUUGCCUACGGUGCCAAGAUUCUGCUCAACCAGACAUCGCUGCGCCUCAAGCGCGGUCGACGUUACGGUCUCUGCGGUCCCAACGGAUCUGGCAAGUCCACUCUCAUGCGCGCUAUCAACAACGAGCAGGUCGAGGGUUUCCCCAAGCAAAGCGAGGUCAAGACCGUCUUCGUUGAGCACGAUCUGGACUCUGCCGAUACCGAAAUGACCACCAUUGAUUGGACCAUGAAGAAGCUGGAGGAGGCUGGUGUUGACACCAGCAAAGAGGAGGUCGAGAGACGCCUCGGCGAGUUCGGCUUUAGCGAGAUUAUGACCCAGGGCGACAUCACUGCUCUGUCUGGUGGUUGGAAGAUGAAGCUGGCUCUGUGCCGUGCCGUCUUCGAGGCCCCGGAUAUCCUGCUUCUCGACGAGCCUACCAACCAUAUGGAUGUGAAGAACGUCAAGUGGCUCGAAGACUACCUGAUCAACUCUCCUUGCACUUCCAUCAUCGUCUCCCACGACAGCGGCUUCCUUGACAACGUCACUCAGUACAUCAUUCACUACGAGCGAUUCAAGCUCAAGCGUUACAAGGGUAACCUCAAGGAGUUCGUCCGCAAGAACCCCCACGCCAAGUCGUACUACGAGCUCGGAGACUCCGAGAUUGAAUUCUCCUUCCCCGAGCCCGGUUUCCUUGAGGGUGUCAAGACCAAGGCCAAGGCCAUCCUGCGUGCCACCAGGAUGACCUUCCAGUACCCUGGUACUCCCAAGCCCCAGAUCCAAGAUAUUACCUUCCAGUGUUCCCUGUCUUCUCGUAUUGCCGUCAUCGGUCCCAACGGUGCUGGCAAGUCCACCUUAAUCAACGUGCUGACUGGUGAACUCAUCCCCACGUCUGGUGACACUUACCAGCACGAGAACAUCCGUAUCGCCUACAUCAAGCAGCACGCUUUCGCGCACAUUGAUAACCACCUCGACAAGACUCCUUCCGAAUACAUCCAGUGGCGAUUCCAGACCGGCGAGGAUCGUGAGACCAUGGACCGUGCCAACAAGAUCAUCACCGACGAGGACGAGAAGGCCAUGGACAAGAUCUUCAAGGUUGAAGGUACCCAGAGACGUGUCAUCGGUAUCAACAGCCGAAGAAAGUUCAAGAACAGCUACGAGUACGAGUGUUCAUUCGCGCUUGGCGAGAACGUCGGCAUGAAGAACGAGCGAUGGGUACCCAUGAUGACGGCCGACAACGCCUGGCUCCCGCGAAGCGAGUUGCUCGCUUCUCACCAGAAGAUGGUUGCUGACGUCGACAUGAAGGAGGCCCUUGCCUCUGGUCAGUUCCGUCCCCUAGUCCGAAAGGAGAUCGAGUCGCACUGCGCCAACUUUGGUCUGGAUGCCGAGCUGGUUUCCCACUCUCGCAUGAAGGGUCUCUCCGGUGGUCAGCGUGUCAAGGUCGUCUUGGCCGCCUGCUCGUGGCAACGACCUCACUUGAUCGUUCUUGACGAGCCUACCAACUAUCUCGACCGUGACUCCCUAGGAGCCCUUUCCAAGGCGCUCAAGAAGUUCGAAGGUGGUGUCAUCAUCAUCACGCACAGUGCCGAGUUCACCAAGGACUUGACUGAGGAGGUUUGGGCCGUCAUGGACGGUAAGAUGACUCCUUCGGGCCACAACUGGGUCCAAGGUCAAGGUGCCGGCCCCAGGUUAAAGGCCGGUGAGGAUGAGGAGGAGGAGAAGUUCGACGCGAUGGGCAACAAGAUUGUGUCGACCAAGAAGAAGGCCAAGUUGACCAGUUCUGAGGCGAGAAAGAAGAAGAAGGACCGUAUGGCCCGCCGUAAGCGUGGUGAGGAAGUCUUCUCGGAUGAGGACGACAUCUAA
This is a messenger RNA of Anthostomella pinea, 3168 nucleotides long. The record is from the annotation of a GenBank genome assembly. Lineage: Eukaryota; Fungi; Ascomycota; Sordariomycetes; Xylariales; Xylariaceae.